AUGCAAUACGUUCGGAGCAUCAGCGGCUCAGUGUCAAAGACCUGGAACUCCAUAAACCCAGCAACUUUGAGCGGAGCGAUUGACGUUAUUGUUAUUGAGCAGGAAGAUGGAUCGUUGGCGUGCUCCCCAUUCCAUGUACGCUUUGGCAAGUUCUCGCUCUUACGGCCAUAUGAGAAGAAAGUCGAGUUCAAAGUAAACGGUGUGAAGCAAAACUAUUCGAUGAAACUAGGCGAAGGGGGCGAGGCUUUUUUUAUAUUCGAGACAACCGAUGACAUUCCAGAGUCUCUCCAGACCUCUCCUCUGGUGUCUCCUGCAAGUAGCCCUCCCAAUAGUUCCACGGAGCAGCUCAUCCCCACAGCUCUACCCGAGCCCACAUUUCUCGAUAUCAGUCAGCAAGACAAAAAGCCAAGGUCGAAUCAUUCAUCGACCAUAGAAUUGUAUUCUGCGACUACAGAGGAACCAAGUAUCUUUGAAGAGCAAGGACCAGUGGCAAGUUACGGGUCAUUUCCUGAGCAUCAAGGUCUGAAAUCAACCUCAAGAUCCUUCCCCAACCCGCGCCUACUACCUCCCGCAGCUCUAGAACGGUCAGCUUCGGAAGAGGUUCUCUCAAUAUCUGCAAGAGAUCAUCUGCGCGCUUUCGAAUCGGCGCGCCUGAUGAGCGCACCAUCUUCAUUACCCAAGGACACGCUGCCGAUAGACAGAGAGCCGAGGCCGUCAUGUCCGCCAUCUCUACAGCCAAGGGAAGCACUCAAUCGUGCAAUGACGCUUUCCCAAAAGCUAUCCUCCUCCAAUAUAAGAUCGCGGGUGACUGAUAGUGGAGAUUUGAUGCUUGACAUGACUGGAUAUAAGUCUAGUGAAGAUGACGCUCUUCGGGCCGAGGUGGUGGCGCGGAAGAUUCUUUCGGAAGAAUUGGAGGGUAACUAUGAUAUUGGCUCUCUGAUAGGCACUGAUGAGCAUGGCAAUCUAUGGAUUUACAGCAGUGAAGAAGCUAAGGAAGCAGCUAACCGAAGAGCUACCACACAGGGUCUUGGCCCAACAAUUCUCACUAGUGACGCUGCAUCAGACCCAGGAUAUCACAGCGAUAGUGACCAGAGCUUGAAUAACUCGCAAGCACCGAAACUUCAUCAUCGAAGUCAGUCAGCAGGAGCCAGAGAAAGUCCCGCGCCAGUCUCCAGUCCCACGGAACAGAGCCGAAACUAUGCAAAGACACUCAGGCUGACAAGCGAUCAGCUUAAGGAACUCAAGCUGAAACCAGGGGAAAACCCAAUGAGCUUUACAGUGAACCGAGCAACGUGUCAAGCGUAUAUGUACUACUGGAGUCAUGAUGUGCCUAUUGUCAUAUCAGAUAUCGAUGGGACAAUCACCAAAUCUGAUGCACUGGGCCACGUGCUGAAUAUGAUCGGGCGAGAUUGGACACACAUCGGAGUCGCCAAGCUCUACACGGAUAUCGUGACCAACGGAUACAACAUAUUUUAUCUGACAAGUCGUUCCGUUGGGCAAGCUGAUACAACUAGAGCCUAUCUCAAUGGAGUGGUACAAGAUGGGUACAGGCUGCCAAAAGGGCCAGUCAUUAUGAGCCCUGAUAGAACCAUUGCCGCUCUUCGACGUGAGAUCUACUUACGAAAGCCUGAAGUCUUCAAGAUGGCUUGUCUCCGCGAUAUCCUCAGUCUCUUUCCUGGCCGAAGCACUCCAUUUUAUGCUGGUUUUGGCAACCGGUUUACAGACGCUCUAAGUUAUCGAACAGUUAAUAUUCCAUCCACCAGGAUCUUCACCAUCAACUCAAACGCAGAGGUCUCACUUGAUCUGAUGAGUCUCAAUAAGUACAGAAGCAGCUACGUUAGCAUGCGCGAGCUGGUUGACCACUUCUUUCCGCCGGUCUCGCUGCUCGUGAAGGAAGGCGGGGAGGACUUCACCGAUUUCAACUACUGGCGCGAUACCCCACAGGGCUUAGAUGAUUUUUCCGCUACCGACAGCGAAGAGGAAGAAGUUGAAGUAGAUGAGGAACUGGAAGAAGAUGCCAAUGGCUUGGGAGAAAGCUAUCUUAGUAGAGACUCUAUCGAUCAGUUAACGCUGGAGGAUUCAAUCCGAGAUUCCCUUGAAAUUGAUGGUCCUGCUAUCACUGAGAAAGAUGAUGAUUUGGCAGGCGACUACCUUGGUGAACCCACUCCAGCCAUUAAGAAGAAACUCUCAGGCGUCGCAUCAGAUAGUUUUUCAAACCCGUUGAAUUCCCAAAAAGACCAAAAGCAACAGAGAACGCAGAGGAAAUCAUGA
Messenger RNA from Endocarpon pusillum Z07020, 2271 nucleotides. RefSeq lists its product as uncharacterized. Gene Ontology annotation, molecular function: phosphatidate phosphatase activity. Gene Ontology annotation, cellular component: nucleus. The coding region runs from base 1 to 2271 and encodes 756 amino acids. Gene Ontology annotation, biological process: fatty acid catabolic process; triglyceride biosynthetic process. Lineage: Eukaryota; Fungi; Ascomycota; Eurotiomycetes; Verrucariales; Verrucariaceae. The transcript has a single exon. The record is from RefSeq and is a predicted model, not a curated record.